This is a messenger RNA of Helianthus annuus (common sunflower), 1867 nucleotides long. Its product is annotated as probable galacturonosyltransferase 12. Gene Ontology annotation, molecular function: polygalacturonate 4-alpha-galacturonosyltransferase activity. Lineage: Eukaryota; Viridiplantae; Streptophyta; Magnoliopsida; Asterales; Asteraceae. The transcript has 6 exons. The record is from RefSeq and is a predicted model, not a curated record. The coding region runs from base 152 to 1765 and encodes 537 amino acids.
CUUUCCACACUAUCUACCCAAACACACAUUUGUAGUAUAUAUCACCACAAAAUCCAACCCAACCCGUAGCCCAACCCGAACCAAAAGGUGCUUGUUGUGAACUCUUUGAAGCUCGGGGGCUCGGUUUCUUGUUUUGUAUAGUUUGAUCAAAAUGCAGUUACAUAUAUCUCCAAGUUUACGACAUGUUACGGUGAUGACUGGGAAAGGUGUGAGGGAGUUCAUAAAAGUUAAAGUCGGGUCUCGAAAAUUGUCUUACAAGACACUUUUCUAUUCACUCUUGUUGUUCACUUUCCUUAUGCGAUUCAUCUAUGUUUUAAGCUCGGUUGACAUCAUUGAUGAUCAAACCAAAUGCUCCACCAUUGGUUGCUUGGGGAAGAAGCUAUCACCCGCUGUAUUAAGGGGAAGAAACCUUCAGUCAGCUUCAGCUGUACCACAAGUAAUAUAUCAAGUCUUGGAAGAGCCAUCCAGCCAUGAUGAGAUAGUUGGAGGGCCAAAUAUCCCUCAAACUUUAGAAGAAUUUGUUACUAGUAUGAAAGGCAGCAAUAGACCAGAUGCAAAGACCUUUGCCAUCAAGCUUAAAAACAUGAUAACACUUCUUGAACAAAGGACUAGAACAGCUAAAAUCCAAGAAUACCUCUACCGCCACGUGGCAUCCAGUAGCAUACCGAAAAACCUCCACUGUCUAGCCCUCCGGCUAGCCCACGAGCACGCCAACAAUGCCGCCGCACGCCUCCAACUCCCUGUGCCAGAGCUUGUCCCGACCCUCGUUAACAACUCCUACUUCCACUUUGUUCUUGCAUCAGAUAACGUUCUUGCAGCAUCGGUUGUAGCAACAUCUCUUGUUUACAACUCGUUAAGACCCGAAAUGGUGGUUCUUCAUAUAAUCACUGACAGAAAAACUUACUCCCCAAUGCAAGCAUGGUUUUCUUUGCACCGUUUAGCACCCGCAGUGAUUGAGGUCAAGGCGUUGCACCAUUUUGAUUGGUUUGCAAAGGGAAAGGUCCCGGUUUUGGAGGCUAUGGAGAAGGAUCAAAAGGCUCGGGCUCAGUUUAGAGGUGGGUCAUCGGCGAUUGUGGCUAAUAACACCGAGAAACUGCAUGUCAUUGCUUCUAAGUUGCAAGCUAUGAGUCCCAAGUACAACUCACUUAUGAACCAUGUGCGAAUUUAUCUUCCACAGAUGUUUCCGAGUCUUAACAAGGUCGUGUUCCUAGACGACGACCUUGUGGUUCAAUCUGAUUUAUCACCUCUAUGGGAGAUCGACAUGAACGGAAAAGUGAACGGAGCCGUUGAAACGUGUAGAGGGAGCGAUAAAUUUGUAAUGUCAAAGCGGUUCAAGAGCUACUUAAACUUUUCUCACCCAUUAAUAUCGAAGAACUUCGAUCCAAAUGAAUGUGCUUGGGCUUAUGGCAUGAACAUAUUUGAUCUUGAAGCCUGGAGAAAAACUAACAUAAGUGAGAAUUACCAUUACUGGCUUGAAGAGAACUUGAAGUCGGAUCUGAGUUUGUGGCAGCUAGGAACUUUACCUCCUGGUUUGAUAGCGUUUCAUGGUCAUGUGCAUGUUAUCGACCCGUUUUGGCAUAUGUUGGGGCUCGGGUACCAAGAAAAUACAAGUGCAGUGGAUGUUGAACGAGCGGCGGUUAUUCAUUUUAACGGUCGAGCAAAACCGUGGUUAGAUAUAGCGUUUCCGGAGCUAAAGAAACUAUGGACAAAGUAUGUCAAUUACUCAGAUAAGUUUAUCAAGUCAUGCCACAUUACAGCAGCUUAGAAAGGAUACAACAAUCACACUACAUUUUUUUUGGUAUAUUGCCAUGUGUAUCAUCAUACCCAUGAGGUUUUGUAUGUUUUGUAUAUCCAUAAAAUUCUUUCA